Messenger RNA from Dovyalis caffra, 1848 nucleotides. Lineage: Eukaryota; Viridiplantae; Streptophyta; Magnoliopsida; Malpighiales; Salicaceae. The record is from the annotation of a GenBank genome assembly.
AUGGUUAUCCGCCUGCGCAGCUUAUCUUAUCACGAUGCUAAUGCACAACGUGAGAGACGAAUCACGAAGACAGCUGUAACUGUAUAUGAGGGCUCAACGGCAAUUGGUUAUUGGCUUUCUGCAUCGGUGUUCAUCCAUGGCUGUACUCGUGGGCCCGUGACUCCACUAAAAGAUUCAAGUGAGACAGUAGUCAUGGCGGCUGCGACUAGUACUCCUACAAAAUUUGAAUACAAGAUUAAUGAUAAGAGUGAAGAAAACACUGCCAACUAUCUGAUAGUGAGACCAGAGAAGGGAGGGAUAUUGGACUUGCUGAGGUACUUGGUGUGGGCUGACAUAGGGAGUGGCGUGAAAUUCUUGGAGAGCUCAGAAGAGGGGAUUAUGGGUAGGGAGGCAGCUGAUAAUAGGUGGAUUAUAUUGGUGUCCAUUAUUGUUAGGAAGAUCAUCUUAUUAUUUGGCAAGCCCAUGGAGUACACUGGUUUUGUGGUUGAUUACUUUCUCAAUCUCCUGUUUCAGAAUGGUGGCAUCACGGGCUUAUUUGUCAACUUUCUCCAAGGAAAGGUGGUGAUACCGCAGAGGGACACGGAGACUUUUGUAAGUACCAUUGGGCAUUUGGAUGGGCGAAUAGACCUAUACAGAGCUAAAAACUUGCUGGAAGAACUAGAUAAUUCUGUUUCCGGCAAGAAGAUUAUCACAGAAGAAACGGGGAACCGCGCUCUUAUGGACCUUUGUAUCAUGGCAUCCAAAUUAGCUUAUGAGAAUGCCAAAGUUGUUCAAAGUAUUGUUUUUCAUCACUGGAAGAUGCAUUUUGUGGACUUCUACAACUGCUGGAAUGAUUUUCAAAAGGAAAUGUCCACCCAAGUGUUUAUGCUAUGUGACAAGCCCAAGGAUGCGAAUUUAAUAUUGAUCAGCUUUCGGGGCACGGAACCUUUUGAUGCUGAUGAUUGGGGUACCGAUUUUGAUUACUCUUGGUAUGAUAUUCCGAAACUGGGAAAAGUUCAUAUGGGGUUCUUAGAAGCAUUAGGCAUGGGCAAUAGAGCUGAUAUUACCACGUUCCAAUAUCACCUUCAGAUGAAGAACACAAAUUUCAGCCAUGGUUAUGAAGGUUCUGGAUCACUAUCAUCAAAUACUAAUUCUGACACGGAACAAAAUGAACGGGACCAUUGUUCUGAGUCUGAGGGGGCUACUGCUAUAGGUCAUAAGUUCCUGCCAGAAAUGGUGAAGAAGACUGCAUACUAUGCUGUGAGAAAGAAGCUCAAGAGCUUACUCAUGGAGCACAAGAAUGCGAAAUUUUUAGUCACUGGGCAUAGCUUAGGUGGGGCACUUGCUAUUUUGUUCCCAACUGUGUUGGUGCUGCACCAACAGAUGGAUGUAAUGAAAAGGUUGCUUGGGGUUUACACAUUUGGGCAGCCAAGGAUUGGGAACUUGCAGCUAGCAAAGUUCAUGGAAGCCCAUUUGGAGUAUCCUGUUCCUAAAUACUUCAGGGUGGUUUACAGCUAUGACGUUGUCCCUAGAUUGCCUUAUGAUGACAAAACCUUCUUGUAUAAACAUUUCGGAGUGUGCCUUUACUACAACAGCCUCUAUAUUGAAAAAAAAGUGGAUGAGGAGCCAGACCCCAACUUCUAUGGGUUGAGAAAUGUUAUUUCUGCCCAUCUGAAUGCUAUAUGGGAGAUAAUAAGAAGUUUCGUAAUCAGCUACACACAUGGGCCAGAGUACAAAGAAAGUUGGUUUAUGGUAUUGGCCAGGAUAAUGGGACUGGCGCUUCCUGGUAUUGCUGCACAUUGCCCCACAGAUUAUGUUAAUUCGGUAAGACUGGGAAAGGAGCAAGUUGUUCAAAUGUCUUCUUUCUGA